Messenger RNA from Malurus melanocephalus (red-backed fairy wren), 4556 nucleotides. It is a transcript of the gene USP37, whose product is annotated as ubiquitin specific peptidase 37. Gene Ontology annotation, cellular component: midbody; extrinsic component of endosome membrane; extrinsic component of plasma membrane. Gene Ontology annotation, molecular function: cysteine-type deubiquitinase activity. Bases 208 to 3174 code for a protein of 988 amino acids. The record is from RefSeq and is a predicted model, not a curated record. The transcript is spliced from 24 exons. NCBI's taxonomy places the organism in Eukaryota, Metazoa, Chordata, Aves, Passeriformes, Maluridae. Gene Ontology annotation, biological process: protein K63-linked deubiquitination; protein K48-linked deubiquitination; endosome organization.
GGAAGGCGCCGCCGCGCUGACGUGAGCGGGCGCGCGUUGCGCGCCGUCUCGCGCUGCCGUGGUCAGUUCCCGCCAUCCGCCGCCGCCCCCUUCCCCCGCCCCCCCCGGGCCUCGCCCCGGCUCCCGCGGGACGCGCCGAGACGCGCCGGGACGCAGGUUUUUAGGUGGAGCACACUUACUUUUGUUAGCUCUUUUCUGUGAGAAAACAUGGCUCUGCUAAAAGUGCACGGACCUGUCCGGAUGCGCAGCAUGCAGACUGGAAUUACAAAAUGGAAAGAAGGGAGCUUUGAAAUUGUGGAGAAAGACAACAAAGUGAGUCUAGUAGUUCACUACAAUGUUGGAGGAAUUCCAAAGACAUUUCAGUUAAGCCAUAACAUCAAAACCGUGACCUUACGACCAAAUGGCAGAAAACUGUGCUGCCUGAUGCUGACACUAAAGGAUACCAGCUUCCUGACAAUUGAUAAGGUACCAUUUAAAGAUGCAAAUGAAAUGCGGAUGUAUCUGGAUGCAGUCCAUCAAGACAGAGUUCAUACUGCUGGGAAACCUUCACAAGGAUCUGGCAGCUUUGGAGGUGUGCUGGGCAGCAGGACCACACAGAAAGAAGCUAACAGGCAAUUCUCGYACAUAGAGAACCAGACUCCUCCUAAAAGAGUGACUGUGGAGAAUAAGGAGGAAAAUACCUUUCGCAAGGUGCUGGGUACCCCAGCGAGRGGCUCUGUUAAGAAUACUGCUGGAGCUGGGACACCGAGCAACAGAGUGAACAUUUCAGCAUCUCCUGCAUCAUCAGUCCCUCACAGAACAGGCUUGUUGGAGAGUCGUGAAAAGAGGAAAAGAACACAACCCCCUGGUUCAGAAAUGAGUGAAGAUUAUCCCAAAGAGAAUGAUUCUUCAACAAAUAAUAAAGCCUUGAGUGAUCCAGCAUGGAAGUACUUGAACAGUAGCAGAGAGAAACAGUUGAACCUGAAGCAGGCUGAAGAGAAUAGGACAUCAGGUGUUUUACCACUGCAGUCAUCAUCCUUUUAUGGUAGUCGGUCCUCUUCAAAAGAGUACUCCACCGGCAGUUCCACCCUGGACAGGUCUAGUGUAUCCAGCCAGACACCUUCAGCCAAAAGAAGCCUGGGAUUUCUUUCUCAACCUGCUCCUCUUUCUGUUAAAAAAAUGAGAUCUAAUCAAGAYUACACAGGAUGGAACAAACCCCGAGUGCCCCUUUCCACCCAUCCUCAACAACAAUUGCAAGGAUUUUCAAACUUGGGAAACACCUGCUAUAUGAAUGCUAUUCUACAGUCCUUGUUUUCUAUUCAGUCUUUUGCUAAUGAUUUGCUCAAACAGGGGAUCCCAUGGAAAAAAAUUCCACUCAAUGCACUUAUCAGACGUUUUGCCCAUCUGCUUGCUAAAAAGGACGUCUGCAGCCCUGAGGUUAAGAAAGAGCUGCUCAAGAAGGUGAAAAGUGCCAUUUCAGCUACUGCAGAGAGGUUUUCUGGAUACAUGCAGAAUGAUGCGCAUGAGUUCUUGAGCCAGUGUCUGGAUCAGCUGAAGGAAGACAUGGAAAAGUUAAACAAAACUUGGAAAAGUGAACCAGUCCCUAGUGAGGAUAACUCACCAGGACGUGCUUCUGAAGACCUCUCAGCCACCAAAGUUUAUACGUGUCCUGUUAUCAGUAAUUUAGAGUUUGAGGUUCAGCAUUCUAUCAUUUGUAAAAUGUGYGGUGAAACGGUCACUAAACGAGAACAGUUUAAUGACCUCUCCAUUGACCUUCCUCGAAGGAAGAAAUUCCUUCCUUCCAGAUCGAUCCAGGAUUCUCUGGACCUCUUUUUUCGGGCAGAGGAGAUUGAGUAUUCCUGUGAGAAGUGCAAUGGAAAGUCUGCCGUUGUCACACACAAGUUCAACAGGCUUCCCAGGGUCCUGAUUCUUCAUCUGAAACGAUACAGCUUCAAUGUAGCAUUGUCUCUCAAUCAUAAAGUYGGGCAGCAGGUGGUUAUUCCAAGAUACUUAACCCUGCUUUCCCACUGUACUGAAAGCACCAGGCUGCCACUGACACUGGGAUGGAGUGUCCAUUCUGCCAUCUCCCGUCCAUUGAAAGCCUCCCAAAUGGUGAAUUCCUGUACUGUAAGCACUUCCACACCUUGUAGAAAAUACACUUUCAAGUCAAAGAGCUCUGCAGCAUUCUGUGUAGAUUCUGACAGCGAUGAUGAGCCAUUGAAACGCUCUGUUGCUCAUAGCCAAAGGUUGUGUACCAUACAGAGCAGAGAUCAGCAACAACUGCAAGAAGAGCCAGAAAAGGGUUCAAAAAGAAGUAAAAUGGAGGGUGAUAAACCUGAGCUGGGUAAUGCUGGUUUUGAUGGAAUGAGCGAAGAUGAGUUGCUAGCAGCUGUCUUAGAGAUUAGCAAAAGGGAAGCUUCUCUGUCUCUGAGCCAUGAUGAAGAUAAGCCCACAAGCAGCCCAGACACUGGUUUUGGAGAUGAUGAAAUUCAGGAAUUGCCAGAAAACCUGGAAUCUAUGGAGAUGGACAAACCCAAAAUAUUAUUAGACUCAGGUCCUGCCAAUUUCACUGAGAUAACUAAAGAUUUUGAUGAGAAUAAGGAAAACAAAACUCCAGAAGGCUCCCAAGGGGAAGUUGACUGGCUGCAGCAGUACGAUAUGGAGAGAGAGAGGGAAGAACAAGAACUUCAGCAGGCACUGGCUCAAAGCCUUCAAGAGCAAGAGGCACGAGAACAGAAAGAGGAUGAUGACCUCAAACGAGCCACGGAAUUAAGUCUACAAGAGUUUAACAGCUCUCUCCUGGACAGCGUUGGCUCUGAUGAAGACUCUGGGAAUGAGGAUGUUCUUGACAUGGAGUAUUCAGAAGCUGAAGCAGAAGAGCUGAAAAGAAAUGCUGAGACAGGAGAGCUUCCUCACUCCUAUCGUCUCAUCAGUAUUGUCAGCCAUAUUGGAAGCACAUCAUCUUCAGGUCAUUAUAUCAGUGAUGUCUAUGAUAUCAAGAAGCAGUCCUGGUUCACCUACAAUGACCUGGAAGUGUCUAGAACUCUAGAAACCACCGUUCAGUGUGACAGAGAUCGAAGUGGAUACAUCUUCUUCUACAUGCACAAGGAUAUCUUCGAUGAGUUACUAGAAACAGAAAAAAAUGCACAGCCACUUAGCAUGGAAGUAGGAAGAUCGGUUCGUCAGCCUCUGUGAAGAGUAAAACACCUUGUUCCUCCUGAGGAGCAAGGAAGAUUCUGAACUUGUGCCAGACAUGCAGGAGUAACAAACAGCUCAGGGCCAAAACAUGAGACAAAAGGUAGAAAUAUGGGACGCUCGGUUUGUUGAACCAUCUGUGCAAGUCCUGGGCCUGAACUACACGUUUAAACCUUGACAUCCGGAGCGAUCCUYCUGUGGUGAAAUUUUUAAUGUUUCUCAAAUAAUUUUGUCAGCAUGGAGCCUUAAAGAGUUGUAACAAGCCACAAGACUACAGCUGCUCAUAAACUGGUUUAAAAAAUAGUGCAAAAAGAGACUCGACUYUAAAAGCCCAUUCACCUGUGAGACGUGAGUGGCGAAGAUUUACAUAUCACUUGGCGCUUUUUUUCUUUUCUCCAAGAGCAAUUUAAGCAAUAGACUGUAACCUGGCGUGUGUUGUGUUAGUAAUAUUCACUGGAAAGCCAGAUCACUUGAGUAGGCUCUUGCCAGUCAUCUGGCUAACAGGCAUUUUGGAAUAACUCAAGCUGAUGCGUUGUGACAUUCAUGGGUUUGUAAGCGCUCCGCUAUUUAUGUGCGGUUCCAGGAAACAAACUGUCGGUGCUGUGGAAUGUAUUGAUACCUGGUGGCAGCUCUGUUGUUUUUUACACCAUUCACUGUCAUCCUCAUUUAGAUGUGAGAUUAUAUAUGUGAUUUCUUUUGUUUUAAAAGUUCUGUUAUUUGAUUGCGUUUUCUCUGCGAGGUUGUUGCAUCAGUGCCGUUUGGAGAGGCGAGGUCUCCCGUUGGGUGUGCCGUGUUUUGCACUGGAGUUGUGUUGCUUAGGGCUGCUCCAAUGUGACUCUGGGGUAGSUGAAUAUCUGGAGCAGUGGCAGGAGGUGAGCAACAGCCUCUUUGCAUGUUCUGGGAGGGAAAGAGCGUUCUGGCAUUACCCUUCCUGUGCAGCACUGGCACUUGAACUGCUCUGUGAUUGAACCACGAUCUUGCCAUGGUCCUGUAUUAUCCCAGGUGAGAGGCUUUGUACUGCAGCCAUGCCUCCCUUUCCUCUCUGAGGAGUACAGAGUGCUCAAACUGUGAAACUAAACCAGUUUGGUGGAAAGCUUAUGUUCAGCAUGAACAGAACAUGGUUAGGAAGAAGUGAUGCUUUCUGCUGGGUUUAGAAGCAUGAUGCUCCUUUUAUAGCUUGUUUCAGCAGUGGGGAGAGAAGCCCAUUGAGUUAAUUUUUUUUAGCACCUUUGCACUAAUUUAGCAGGGUCAGAUGUUUCCUUUCACUGACAUUUAUUCAUUUCAGAGAAGUUGUUGCUCUAAGCAGAGUAGCUGCUCUUGUUUUGGCCUCUAGUUCUGAUUUUUGCAGCUUGAGUUUUAGAGAUGAAAGACUUCUUUAAGGA